GGAUAUAUAUAUUCUGGCAACGUACGUAAAAAAAACAGAGGCACUGUCAUGGUGGAGGCCUCCUUUUGUGUGUGACCUAAAUAGUUAGUCCAGCUUCCUUGGCCAUUUUGUCUGCGAAUCUCUCUAUUAAAUCUCAUUGCAAAUUCCAAGAAAUCACCUUCUUUUACUUGGUUACACAUAUUUUAUUGAUAUCGUUACCAUUUUAGUAGUCAUCCCCCCACCCUGUUUCCUGGCUAAGAACUGGGUAUUGUUCGUUUGUGUAGGGCUAUUCCCACCCUUCCCCGUUGAUCUGCGUACCGCUGAGAGAAAUCGCUGUUUCAUUUCUUUCGCUGGUUUUUGAACUGAAUUUAAACACUUUAUAAUUUAUUCUUUCAAUAAUCGUCACUUCUGCAGUGUGCCAAAUUGUGCCAUGGCAGUGCUGACGGCAUACCAGUGUUUUAAGCAUCACUAAAAUGUGGCUCGCUUAGUGAGGUUUUUAAAGGUGUUCAACUGUGAUCUUUUAAACAAAAGCAAAACAUUUACCAAUUUCAAACAUCAGACAACUGAUCAAAUUUCAACAUUUAUUAAUAAAAUGGGCCCCUGCAAAAACAUUCCUAUGGAUAAGGUGAACCUGAGACUUAUUCUGGUCUCUGGCAAGACUAAAGAGUUCCUCUUUUCCCCUGAGGACUCAGCUUCAGAGAUUGCACAGUUUGUUUUUGACAAUUGGCCAGAAGAAUGGAAUGAAGAAGGUGUGUCAAGAGCAGAGAUACUGCGUUUGAUAUAUCAAGGGAGAUUUUUACAUGGAAAUGUAACCUUGGGAGCAUUGGGUCUGCCGCCUGGUCGCACUUCAGUGAUGCAUCUCGUUCCACGAGAAACUCUACCUGAACCUAAUUCUCAAGAUCAACGACAAAAAAGCAAAAGUGGGCGCAGCAGCUGCUGUUCGAUUUCCUGCGCCAUUCUCUAGAAGGAAGGUGAAACGGGACAGCAAUGGUUUUGAAUUUCAUAUAAAAAUGAUUGUUUUAUCCCUAUCACCCCAAAAGCAAAUGUUGAAGAUUUAAAUGGUGAAGUUUGCAAGUAUUAGAAAAAUCUCCACGUGAAUUUUGUAAAAAUUUUGUAAAUACCCAAUCAGCAUCUGACGCGCUGAAGGUCAUUAUUGCGGUUUACAACAGAAGAACGAGGAAUGGUUGAGAUCAAAUUCCAUUUGCGCGUGUGUGUAGUGAAUUUCCAUUCAUUCAUAGUUUUUGUGGGUAAAUUUUUUUUUUGUGGAGACCAGAGCAUAAGCCCUAAAUCAUAAAAUUAAAUUGAAUUUCUUUUUCGUGGGAUGGAAUUCACCUUGACCCUCCUCGUUCUAGAUGUUCAUACAUGAAAAAGUAGGCGGCUGGAAUGUUUCCCUCCCCUUGUUUUUAAUUAUUUUGCCCACCCCGUUAAUGAUUUUGUGUCGCCUCCAAUCCCGUAUUUUAUUUGCAUGCAUUAAAACCAUCCGUCUAUUCUUUUCCCGCGCCUAUCCGAAUACACAAAACAAACUAAAUGAA
Molecule: messenger RNA, 1511 nt
Organism: Daphnia carinata
Lineage: Eukaryota; Metazoa; Arthropoda; Branchiopoda; Diplostraca; Daphniidae
Gene: UBL3
Product: ubiquitin-like protein 3
Exons: 4
Coding region: 572-943 (123 amino acids)
Molecular function (GO): protein binding
Source: RefSeq, a predicted model, not a curated record